UAUAUACCCACCAACCCUGACUCUAUUUUCCGCCGCUGAAGCAUCCGACGCGUCACGCCGCUCAAGUCUCCACGGCCGACGCCGUCACGCCGCACAAGUCUCCACAGCCACAGCCGACGCCGCUCAAGUCUCCACAGCCACAGCCGCCUCGUUCAGGCUCAUUGGUGAGGUUUUCGUGGACGUACCUACUAGCGCAUGCAGUACAAUCGCCGUUUUGUCACUGCUGCUGAGUGCGUGAUUCGUGGUUGUGUUCCCAAAAAGAUUUUGGUUUACGGAGCUUCUUUUGGAGGUGAAAUUGAGUUUUUUCAACUGUGUUGUGUGGGUGUUUCACCAUGUCAACUCAAAACUCUUUACCUUGCAAAAGAAAGAGCUUAGAAGAGGAGAUCAAUCAAUAUUCCGAGUCAUCAAAAAAAAUAUCGAUUGCGAGUUCCCAAAUGCAAUCUCCUCCUGAUGAAAGUAACCAAAUGCAAUCUCCUAUUGAUGAAAGUAACGAACCAAUGCCUGCAGAUAGUCCUUGUUUAAGCCCUCUCCAGAUUUCCCCUGAUGAUGCUUGGGGUACUGGAAUUGGAAGGUCUAAGUCAGUUGUAUGGCUACAUUUCAAGAAAGUAAAAGUUGAUGGCAAGGAUAAGGCGGAGUGUAACUAUUGUCAUAAACAGCUUGUUGGUGGUUCUAAAAAUGGGACAAAGCAUUUGCAUGAUCAUCUUAGAAUUUGUCCAAGGCGAAAGUACCAAGAUAAAACACAAAAGACAGUAACCAGUUACCAUUUUGAUCAAGAGGCGCCGAGAAAGGACCUUGCAAAUAUGAUUAUCUCCCCUGUCAACGUGGCACUCCCUGUCGAUGCAGGUGUCAAGUCUCCACCACUUGCUUUCCCAAUCAGCCAGCCGCCUCCAUGCCAUUUCCGAUCACUCGCCACUGUGACCACCGACAAGUCCACUCCCUCUGCAUCUCUUGACCUCAAAGCUACCAAAGGAAUGAGUGAGUUUCAUGAUGUUGAGCUCAAAGUCCGGGAUUAUGAGUUGGACCAAUAUGGAGUUGUGAGUAAUGCUGUCUAUGCAAGUUAUUGUCAACAUGGUCGUCAUGAGCUUUUGGAAAGGAUUGGUAUCGAUUGUGAUGCAGUUGCCCGCACUGGUGAUGCAUUGGCCCUAUCAGAGUUGUCACUCAAAUUCCUUUCACCUCUAAGAAGUGGAGAUAAGUUUGUUGUGAAGGUGAGGAUCUAUGACUCAUCAGCAGCUCGCUUAUACUUUGAGCACUUCAUCUUUAAGCUGCCAAAUGAAGAGCCUAUUUUGGAGGCCAAGGCCACAGCAGUUUGGCUCGACAAAAAUUAUCGCCUUGUCUGUAUUCCACCUGAGAUGAGAUGUAAAUUUGUUCAGUUCCUUCACCAUGAAGAUUCUAACUGAUUUAAUUACAACGAGAACUUUUUCAACAAAAUUCUUACCCGCCGAACCGACAGUACAUUUCCCUCACAAUAUAGCUUUUGCAGCUUCAUAUUAAGUCUUGGACUCUACAAAACUAAUCAUACUUGUUCAGCAAUAUCUGACAAAUUUCUUGGGAUAAAAAAAAAAGGGGUGGCGGAAGAAAUGAUCGGCCAUGAUUUGAGGAUUUUAAGAGAUUGAUUCUUCAACCUUAAGUUGAUUUUGACAUCAUCCUCCUGGAGCUCAAAUGCUUACAUACCCUCUUGUAGUUGUUUCCUUUGAAAUUGUUUACACUUGUGUACAUAAUUAUGCAAGAGAUUCCACUUAACUGUUGUUAGCUGUGUUUGGCAGUGUGAGAUUAUUUUUACUGAAAGUAGCUCUUUUUGGUUCAAUUUUUUCAUACAAAUUGUGUGAUAGGAACCAUUCUUGAUAACUCAACAAUUGGGUGAGGCCAUGAGUCUUUCAUGGGUUUAGAUAGAACUCUCGGAUGAUUGGCUUGUCAAGGGAGGGUGUUCAAGUCCUUAUAACCCAUAUGCCCACACCUUUCACUUCUAAUAUAGGAUCCCAAUAUUCCAUCACGCUUUCGUAACUGACGUCAAUGUCGGCCUCUUUAUCCCCGUCAACCUCUUUAUCUCUUGGGUGACUACGAAGAUCCAUUUUCCCUCGAGCCUCUAUGCCCUUUCUCAGGGUAGUAGUUCAGGCCCAAGGUCAACUGGCCACGUGUGUGCAGGAUGUCAAUUGAUAGGAUCAUGCUUUAAUACCAAUUGAUAGGAACGUACUUGAAUAACUUAACAAUUGGGUUGGGUUAUGAGUCUUUCAUGGGUUUGAAUAGAAUUCUUCUUGGAAAAUCGGUUUGUCAAGGGAGGGUGUCCAAGCCUUUAUAACCCAUAUGCUCACCCCAUUCCCUUCCGACUCAUCUAAAAACUCAAACAAUUGGGCUGGACAGUGGGUCUUUUAUGAGUUUGGACAAAACUCUCUUUAGAAAACUGGUUUGUCAAGGGAUGAUGCUUAAGCCUUUUAUAAUCCACAUGCCCCCUUUUUUCUCUUCCUACGUGAGAUCUUAACAUUGUGCUUGUUAAGUUGAUAUUUAAUUAUCUUUGCAUAAUGA
Messenger RNA from Pistacia vera, 2520 nucleotides. Its product is annotated as acyl-acyl carrier protein thioesterase ATL4, chloroplastic-like. Gene Ontology annotation, cellular component: chloroplast. The transcript is spliced from 7 exons. The coding region runs from base 333 to 1397 and encodes 354 amino acids. NCBI's taxonomy places the organism in Eukaryota, Viridiplantae, Streptophyta, Magnoliopsida, Sapindales, Anacardiaceae. Gene Ontology annotation, molecular function: fatty acyl-[ACP] hydrolase activity; DNA binding. The record is from RefSeq and is a predicted model, not a curated record.